Molecule: messenger RNA, 2839 nt
Organism: Temnothorax curvispinosus
Lineage: Eukaryota; Metazoa; Arthropoda; Insecta; Hymenoptera; Formicidae
Product: 4-coumarate--CoA ligase 1-like
Exons: 13
Coding region: 377-2767 (796 amino acids)
Biological process (GO): fatty-acyl-CoA biosynthetic process; long-chain fatty acid metabolic process
Molecular function (GO): long-chain fatty acid-CoA ligase activity
Source: RefSeq, a predicted model, not a curated record
CGUACGAUUCGAGCAAGCUUUAUGUAAUUUGUGAUGGUGGGAUCAUAGAUAUAUAGAGAUACAUAACCAGUGGAUAGUCAGUAAAUGCUUGCAGUCUAUUGUUAACAGCGCUUGUAAGUGUACUAUUAUUGACUUGUCUGCCGAGUAUUCGUUGGAGAGGAUGAUCUUCGCGUACUGAAAAAAUUAAUACGUCCAUUAAAUACGAAAUCUUCUUUGUUGCAAUCAACGUUACCAAUUUUUAUUCAAAUUUCUUUAUUUUUUUCCCCUUGCACGCCGGAUAUUCGGAUAUUUGUAACCAAAGUAUUGUAGAGUGAUCUUGUUGGAUCGCAUUCAGAAUCUCACAUUCACGACGGCAGACCUAGAUAUUUUUAAUGAAAUGGUUGAACAUGUCUCGAAGAAUUUUACCGUGGAAAAUGGCGUUUACAAGGGUCGAGCGAAGCAUACUUUGAAUAACUACAAGAGUGUCGGAGAAAUGAUAUGGACUAGCAUAAGAAGUCAUGGGAAUAAUAUCGCACACUUGGAUGCCCUCACUGAUGAAACGGUAACAUACGGGCAGCUGCAAGAUAAAGUUGUGAGAUGCGCCUUGUGGUUGCAAAAACGAGGAAUUAAAUCCGGCGACGUUAUCAGCAUGUGCACGGAUAAUCAUUUCAACUCCAUCGUGCCUUGUCUUUCAGCAGCUUAUAUCAAUGCAAUUUUCAAUGCGUGGAACGAAAAUAUGGAUUUACAAACUGCAAUGCACGUUUUGGAACUGACCAUGCCGAAGAUAAUCUUCUGCAAUGAGAAAUCCGUGGAUGUCGUCUUGAGGGCGAUAAAAGAAAAAAAUCGUAGUCCCACGGUGGUGAUUUUCGGCAAGCAUGUCGAUGCAAUUUCGUUUUCUGAUAUUUUAAACAAUUGUAACGAUGCGGAAGUCUCAAAUUUCCGUUACAUCGAACUCGACGACAUCAAAAAGACUGCAUGCAUCACGCAUUCGUCAGGCACUACGGGUUUGCCGAAAGGUGUCGAACUGUCCAACUACGCUAUAUUAGCUCUUAGUCAGGAAAACACUUUGGACAUGAAUAACAAGCCAUCACUUUGGUUUUCUUCUCUUUAUUGGCUGAGUGGAAUAUUGAUGAACUUCAUUGCGAUUGUUUAUGGUUCCAGAGUGAUACUUUAUCCAAAAUUUGACGAGGAGAUGACUUGUCAACUGAUAGAGAAAUACAAAGUAGCAAUUGUUUUCUUGAGCUCUAGCAUGUUCAAUCGGUUUCUCAAAGCGGGUUAUAUAAAGAAAUAUUCUUUAUCAUCUUUGAAAACAAUAUUAUGCGUUGGUGCAACAGUUAAGCCGAAAGUUCAGCAAGAAAUGAGAUGUAUUUUACCGCACGUCCAAAUAUUGCAAUGUUACGGAAUGACGGAACUUGGUGGUGGCGUAACAAUGCAACUACCGAAUCACAAGAACGGAUCUUGUGGAACAGUAGAUAGGAAUGCACAAAUAAAAAUCGUGGACCCAGAAAACGGAAAAGUACUUGGUCCGAAUCAGUCGGGAGAAUUAUGGAUAAAAUCUUCAAACAUAAUGACUGGUUAUUAUAGAAAUCCUGAGGCGACGAAAAGUAUGAUUGAUGAGGAAGGAUGGCUACACUCCGGUGAUAUUGGUUAUUUUGACAAUGAUGGGGAAUUGUUCAUUGUUGACAGAAUAAAGGAACUCAUAAAAUAUAGAGGCUAUCAGAUUUCACCCGGAGAAAUCGAAGAUGUGUUAAUGUCACAUCCAGCAGUGCUAGAAGUAGCAGUAAUAGGAGUACCUCAUGAGUUAGACGAUGAGCACCCUCUUGCUUUUGUCACCAAAAGGCCUAAUGUCAAGGUGACGGAACAGGAAUUGAUAGACUUUGUAGCGAAAAACAUGAUGGAUCAUUUCAAACUACGUGCAGGAGUGAUAUUUCUGGAUGCUUUUCCAUAUACAGGUUCAGGAAAAAUUGCGAGGAAAGAUUUAAAAGAAAUAGUAUCAGCUGCUUUCCUUGGUACAAGCAUGAUGAAUCGGUUACUCCAAUCAAAUCAGUUAAAGAAAUAUCAAUUAUCAUCUUUAAAAGUCAUAAUGGGCAGUGGUACAUCAAUUAGACCAAAAGUCCAGGAAGAAUUAAGACAUAUUUUGCCACAUGUCCAGAUAUUGCAAUGUUUCGGGAUGACGGAACUUGGUGGUUGCGCCACGUUGCAACUGCCAAAUAGUAAGAACGGAUCUAACGGAAUAGUAUCCAAGAAUGUGCAAAUGAAGGUCGUGGACCCAGAAAGCGGGAAAGUACUUGGUCCAAAUCAAUCAGGAGAAAUAUGCAUAAAACUACCAGGCAUAAUGACUGGUUAUUAUAAAAAUCCGGAGGCGACGAAAAGUACGGUUGAUGAGAAAGGAUGGCUACACUCAGGUGAUAUCGGUUAUUUCGACGAUGAUGGGGAAUUGUUCAUUAUAGACAGGAUAAAGGAUCUUAUAAAGUACAGAGCAUAUCAAAUCUCUCCCACAGAAGUCGUGAAUGUCUUAACAUCGCAUCCAGCAGUGCUAGAAGCUGUAGUAAUAGGAGUACCUCAUGCAAUAGAUGACGAACACCCUGUUGCUUUUGUCAUCAAAAAACCUGGCGCUAAGGUGACGGAACAGGAAUUGAUAGACUUUGUAGCAAACAACAUGAUGGAUCACUGCAAACUACGUGCAGGAGUGAUAUUUUUAGAAAGCUUCCCAUAUACGGGGUCAGGGAAAAUUUCAAGAAAAGAUUUGAAAGCAAUGACGAGGAAACUGGUGACGUACGACAACUAAUUAAUUAAAUUUUUCCAUAAUAAUGAAAUUUAUAUAUGUAUAUGUAAUUGUGCGUUUUACUUUAAAAUAAUA